Colletotrichum tamarilloi is the source of this 387-nucleotide messenger RNA. RefSeq lists its product as uncharacterized. Lineage: Eukaryota; Fungi; Ascomycota; Sordariomycetes; Glomerellales; Glomerellaceae. The transcript is spliced from 2 exons. Bases 1 to 387 code for a protein of 128 amino acids. The record is from RefSeq and is a predicted model, not a curated record.
AUGGAUGAGGAGGAGGAGGAGGAGAAGCAGCGUGGAGGACAAGUGAGGAGAGGAGGCGUCGUCUGCAGGAGGAAGAGGGAGGGAGUGGGUCGAGUUGCGAUGUCGGGUGGUGGUGGAGUGACCACUGACACGGCGUCGGAGCCCGCCAUUGGAAGGGGAGAUCUGCUGGAAAUGACAUGGAAGAAAAUCCGCAAUGGCGCGAAUAAAACCCUCCUCUCGUCUUCCCCAGAGGCCAGACGGGCCGAAAAGGAAGGGUCUGCUGGUAAAGGGGUUUUCCAUCGCCAUAUGCUUCGAAGCCAGCAUGCCAGCUCAACGACGACAUGCCCAGAUCGUAUGGAGACGGCCAGCCCUCGGACUGGCGCAUUAGUGAGCUUGCAGCCCCUGUGA